This is a messenger RNA of Salpingoeca rosetta, 2101 nucleotides long. RefSeq lists its product as uncharacterized. NCBI's taxonomy places the organism in Eukaryota, Choanoflagellata, Craspedida, Salpingoecidae. The record is from RefSeq and is a predicted model, not a curated record. Gene Ontology annotation, molecular function: oligosaccharide binding. The coding region runs from base 31 to 1713 and encodes 560 amino acids. The transcript is spliced from 16 exons.
GUUGGGGGCAGCAAGCAAGAAGCAAGCAAGAUGCGGCUUGUUGUUCGCUGGUUGUUGUUGUUGUGUGUGCUGGUGGUGGUUGCACCAGCGCAGGUGGCUGUGGUGAGCGCGGCCGGAGACAGUGCGGCGUGUGUGGCGCUUGGCGCCGCUUCAUCUUGUGUGGAGCUCAACCGAAACGCGUGCAGUGGCGCCGGUGCUGGGUCUGGUGAUUGCGGUAGCUGCUUUGAUGGGUACGCGGCGUCGAACCAAUCCACGACCUGCUUCCCUGUUUCCUGCGGCACACCGCAACCCACGUCCAACGCCAACCCGGAGUCCACUUCUGAGCUCUUCUUUGGCGACACCGUGACCUUCUCCUGCAACCCUGGCACCCGUGCUUCCGGUGAUGCAGACUCGUACGACGUACAGUGCACAGCUGACGGCACGCUCGAGCCGGUUGUGUCAGGACAGUCCUGUCAAGAUGUGGACAUGUGCGCUGGAUCUCCAUGCGGGGAGCAGCUGUGUGAGGAGACUGCAAAUGGCCUGGACUUCAUCUGCCGCUGCAAACCGGGCUUUGCUGGCACCGCAGACCACGAAGGCAACGGCUGCUUUGUGCCCGAAAUGGCCGUGGUGGACGGCACCUUGGAGGUGCUGGCCGAGGACGUGGUCCUCAACCUGCCGGAGCAGCCCGAGUUUACCUCUCUCCGCUCACUCGUGCAGCAGCUGUCGACUGCGCUGGAGACAGAGGUGACGACUGCACGCGACAACGAGAGCAGAAAUCAGGACAACAUCCUGGCCCUGCAGCAGCUGCUUGCCGAGCUCGGUGCAAACUUCACUGCACUGAACGGCCGACAAGAGGACACGUCCGCAUUCGCCGCCGCUCUGGCCCAACAGAUCACGGACGAGAGAAACCGCGCCACCGCCGCGGAGAACAGCAUUUCCCAAGCCGUCAAUGGUUUGGCGGGCGAUUUGAAUGACCUGAGUGGCCGCGUGGACAACGUUGCGGCACUGCCGGAUGAAGUGCAGGCGCUGCGUGACGAAUUGUCGCAGCUGAAGCUCCUGCUCGUCCCCAAGAGCUGUCUGGACGUGAAGAACAUCAAUCCGAGUGCACAGAGCGGCAUCUACGAGAUUCGGCCUGCCGGGUUUACGCGCAAGGCGACGCUUGACGUGUAUUGCGACAUGGAGACGGACGGCGGCGGGUGGACACGCACAGCGCACCUCAACGACCAGCAAAUCACAGAGUUCCCUGUGACGGAUGCCAACGCCAUGGUGGACGCAUCGAGUCUUGGCUACAACUCAUUCUCCGGCCUCUGGUUCAACACCCAGCCAACAACGCAAAUGCUGAUCCACUAUGCUGGCGGGGGCGGGGCUGCGUAUGGAGCCGGCGAGCACGUGCGCAUCACUUGGGGCGACGACCCGAUGACAUAUGGCGUGUACAACAACCACCGCCUGCAGGACUGCCGCAACCUUGAGCAGAACGUUGCGUGGUCGUCGUGCCAGUACUCGUCGCAUCAGGAUGCGACGUGGCAGAGCUGCUCGUUCUCGUUCACGUGGGGCGGACUGAACAACAUGUACGGCGGGAACCAGCAGUACCGCGUCAUCCUGGGACCGACGGCCCGGCACAACGGCGGCGGAGAUUGCUUCUGGCACAACUUUGGAGCAAACACCAACGACAGAAACAACGCCAACGACUGGGCUGGCGCACCGGACAAGGAAGGGUACAUCUACUUCCGCUGACACCCCCGCAUGCUGCCACCCCCCCCCCACCCACGAAUUCUCACUCUCACUGACACGCACAUUGUCAUGCUGUCUUCUCAUGGAUGCCUUUUCAAUACGUUUUGUCAUUGCGUCUUCCCAAUUUGAUUUCCCUCUCAAAUGAACACCCAACCAAAACGCGCCCCCAUACACGCCCAUAUCUGCCCAUAUGCGCUCUUUCUUGCACAUGUACGUCUUCUGUUUUCUGUCGCGGGCGCUGUGUUGGUUUGUCUUCAAGCCCAAAGCACACGCUGCUUCCUUGGCCAUAUUAUGUUGCACGCAUCCAUGACGAGUGAGUACAUUUUGUCCCAAACAACGACAGAAUCACCAAAGCACGUUUGCAAAGGAAAGAGUGUGACACGACGACUCU